AUGAGUACCGAAACCAUCCUCAUACUCGGCGGAUCAUUCGCAGGCAUCAGCGCCGCCCACUUCUUGCUCAGGCACGUCGUACCUCAGCUGCCUAAGAAUGAUGGUGUCACUUACAAUGUCACCAUGGUCAAUCCGUCGAAGGAUCUUUGGUGGCGCUUUGCUUCACCCCGCGAAGCUGUCUCGAAGCAGAUGAUGCCUUCGGAUAAGACUUUCUACCCAAUCGAGCCUGCAUUCGCGUAUGCCUCUUCCAAGUUCAAGUUCAUUCAAGGCAUGGCGACACAUGUGGAUGCUGCUGGGCAGAUUGUGUCUGUUGAGACUGCAUCCGGCGAGCAGCAAUCGAUUCCCUAUGCAGCUCUCGUAAUUGCAACCGGAUUCACAACACCGAGUCCGCUAUUCACACAGGCUACUGAUCGCGAAGCCCUUGAGAAGGUACAUGCCGCUUUUCAGGAGGGUCUCAAGACGGCUAAGGAUGUAAUCAUUGGCGGAGGCGGACCAGUCGGUGUCGAGACAGCAGGAGAGAUUGCAGAGAUGCUCAAUGGCAAGCCAGGCUUCAUGGCGUCUGCGCCCAAGAACCCCAAAGCACAAAUCAGAGUCUUUGUCGCCGACAGGCAGCUCUUGCCUCUUCUCCGACCUGCCAUCGGACAGACGGCCGAGCAAUUCCUGAAGCGACUUGGGUGUAACGUCACAUAUGACGUAAGGGUCAUUGGAUCAUCUAAGAUGAGUGAAGAGGAAGGCGGAAAGACCAGGGUGGAUCUCUCCAACGGAGAGAUACUCGAGACCGACAUAUACAUUGACGCGACCGGUACCCGACCCAACACUGGCUUUCUCCCCAAAGAAUGGCUCGACAGCCGCAAUCGUGUGGCCUGCAAUGCGAAGACUCUCCGCCUCGAACAUGAAUCUGCCCGCGUCUACGUGGUCGGCGACGUAGGCUCGUAUACCCGGGGAGGUGUCAUGGACAUGUACGACGCGAUACCUGUAGCCAUGACGAACCUCAAAAACGAUCUGCUGGCCCACUUAACCGGCGAGCCACACAAGGGCGACCGCCACUACGCUGCGAACAUGAAGGAACAGCAAGUUGUCCCCAUUGGUACGCAGAAAGGUGUUGGCGCGUUCAAUGGGUUCCGAUUGCCUAGCCAGAUGGUGUGGUUCAUCAAGGGCCGGGACUAUAUGAUUUCGCAACUUGCGCAGGCUACCUUGAGGGGCGAUCAGUUCAAGAAGGAGGGCAAGUGGACACCUGUUCAGGAGACAGGCAAAGCCGGACUAAGCGCUGCUUAA
This is a messenger RNA of Bipolaris victoriae FI3, 1275 nucleotides long. RefSeq lists its product as hypothetical. The coding region runs from base 1 to 1275 and encodes 424 amino acids. The transcript has a single exon. Gene Ontology annotation, molecular function: electron-transferring-flavoprotein dehydrogenase activity; flavin adenine dinucleotide binding. The record is from RefSeq and is a predicted model, not a curated record. Lineage: Eukaryota; Fungi; Ascomycota; Dothideomycetes; Pleosporales; Pleosporaceae. Gene Ontology annotation, cellular component: cytoplasm.